UACUAAAUGCUUUGUUAUGCGCAGAGGAAGUAAGAAGAAGAAGAAGAAGAAGAAGAAGAAGAAUCAUCAUCACCAUCUUCAAAAUUAGGGCAAACGGAAGUGAAUUGGGGGGAAGCAUGGACAUCGAAGAGCUGAGGCGCAAGGCCAUGGCUUCUAUGCCCCACAAAAAGAAGAAGCAGCAACAGCAUCAAGCCUCCUCAGAUCCUCAACCAGGAAAGUCACCUGCAAGUAAUUUGUUUGACACAAAUGUUGUACAAACACCAGUGAUUUCUUGUGCACCAUCUCCUGCAUCAGUUAGUGGAAGCCAUAAGGAAAGAGAUGCCCUCUUAUCCAGUUUGCAAGAUCUGCACCAAUCUGCGAGAUCUUCUUCAGCAGAAGAGAGAGAUGAUAACCUUGUAAUUAGAUUUUCUGAUGGAGAGAGUGACAGUGAUGCUGAAGAAAAUCACUUGAAAAUGAAUGAGAGGCAUGGCGAUAUGUCUUUUCGGGGGUUUAUGGUUGGGUCUUCUGCAAACCAUUCUCCUGCAGCUUCUUCCCAGAUGGUGACAUCAGCAUCACAACAUACACCUGGAAUGUUGAAUCAAAUGGCUAUGAUGAAGAAGCAGCUAGCUGCAAUGCGUACAAGCAUGUCAAGUGCUAUUCAAGUCCGUGGAGCGGCUUCUGGGGCAUCUGCAGAUGGUUCAAUAUGGAAGUCAUCCUCCAAGCAAAAGAUUGUUAUUGGUCAAAAGAAUUCAAUAGGACAGAAACGUGGGGUCAAACCUGGUGCAUCCGUAACAAAGCCUAGUGGCAGUAACUUAGAUAACUUGAGAAAACAAAUUACAACAAAAGGUGGUACUGAUCUAGAGAAAUUAAGAAAGCAGAUUACAAACAAAGGUAUUGUUGAUUUAGAGAACUUGAGGAAGCAAAUUGCAACUAAAGAAAAUGAACUCAAGGUCCAGAGGCAUAUGAAAUUGGGAAAGGGACAAGGCAUGGUCUCGGCUCCAAAUGGCAAAGUACAUCCACCAGGAAUUGGAGAAUCAACUUCUGGAAUUCCUAGCAUACAAAUGUGUAUCAGUUCAGCCUCACUGAAUCUGGUAGGCACAUCUGAUAAGGAAAUGGAGGAAGAAAACGAGAAAGUUUUGCAUGUCACAGUGCAAGAACUCCCUGAUUUGAAGGUUAUUAAAAGUAGUCUACAACAGCAGAGGAGAAACACUUUAAACACUGACACCAACUAUAAUUUUGCAAAGGAUGCCUCUAUUGACAACAAUCCUGUAACAAAUCUUCAUAUAGCAGGUUAUAAAAGACCACAUGCAGAAGAUAACCCUGUAGAGCGAAAAUGUCAAAAAGCAGCAGACGUUAUUGAUGGAAAUAAAGUAGCAACUAUCCAGUCAAAUUCCGAUUCUGUUCAAAAGAAUUGUACAACACCAUCAAAGCGGGUAAUGCCUGAGAAUUUCCAUCAUGCAAACAUCAAUUGCUUUCCAGAAAGAGAAGGAAUAAAAAAGCGCAAGACAGAUGGACCAUCUUUGGAAUCAAGAAGCGAUAUUCAUUUAGCUAAUCAUCAGUCUUCUACUCAUUAUACUCCAGAUCAUCAAAGACACAGUUCAGUUGAAGGCUUCCCAAACAAAGAAGGUGAAAAAGUGCAGUUAGAGAUUAAAAAGACUAAGGGGCAGUUCAUGAGGGAAUCUGCUCAAACGGCAGAUAUUGAAAAUAGUUCUCAGAAAAUGAAUUCAGGUUUGGAACAGUCCAUUGUGAAUUGCUGGACAAACGCUAAAGAAGAAAAGGAUGGAAGCAGCGUUCGACCGUUUAUCAAAGAAGGUUGUUCAUAUCUAACAUAUGGUAGGCAACAUGUGGAACCUGCUCGUGGAAAUAAAUCUAUUUCUGAUACCUUUGGUGAUAUUACACAAGGAGAACAAAAGACAGGGGGUUCAGUGUUUUUCACAUCUAGGGAACUUGUGCACUGGCAGGGAAGUAGAGAUUCUCAAAGCAACACAAGACUGAUUGGCAUUCGUAUUCAAGAUGAUUUAUUACAGAGUGGAAAUACAUCUGCGCAAUAUUUGAUCAAAGAAGAAGAAGCGGUUGACAAAGAAUUGGAAGAAGCACGACAGCAUAGAAGUAGGUGUGAAAUGGAAGAAAAAAUUGCUUGGAAAGCUUAUCGGAAUGCCCAAAUUGCUGUUCAAGCUAUUAAUGAAAGGUGUAUGAAUCUUCAUGAGAAGAGACGAAUGUUGUCUGCUCAAAUACAAGCUGUUGCAUUGAGAACUUACUCUUCUCUAGGAUCUCCAGAGCGAGCUGUGGGGAGAAAAGAAGAAUUUCAUGAGCCUCAAAGCUGUUCAGGUCAUAAAAAUUUAAGCAAUGCUGUGGAGGUCACCCCUUUUCUCCAAGAUCACUUGGAGGCUUCAGAACAGCCAGCCUACAAGUUAAAUGAAUACAGUUCCAUUGUGGACAAUGCUAUUAACCCUUCAUUGCAACCAUUGAUUGGUAAUAAUUGGUCUUCAAGUAAUUAUGGCAUUCAGUCUGUUAAGCAGAACUCCAGUGGUAGACUCACUGUAGCUAAUGUGAUUGGCAAUGCAGCAAAUGGAUUAUGCAUGGAUAACAAAAAAGUAGACAUGGGCAAGAUUUAUGACUCUGUAGAUUCAGGAGUAGCAGCUAACCGGAACCAAGACAUUGACUCAUGUGAACCUGAAUUGUUGAUUGAUACAAGUGGACAAAAAAAUGAAAUGGAAGAAAAGCAUCCUGUCAGUAGGGAAUUAACAUUUGAAAUGUCUGAAGCCUUUCAAAGUCAUCAAUCACAAAUUUCAGAGAAUAUGGAACUAUGCAAAAUCAGUGAGUAUGGUUUGAUAAGAGAGAAAAAUUUAAAAGACAGUGUAAUAGACACCAAAGUAGAAAAUGGUGAAAAUUGUGAACUAAAGCCAAAAUCAUCUAUCACUCCUGUUGCUCUGUCAGAUGAGAAACCGCCAGCUGUGGAGAAGAGUGGAGGACCCAAUUUUGAACAAGUCACCACAGAACACAUUUGUUUACCUCAAAAGAGGAAACGAUCUAACCAAAUUCCAGUUUCUGAAUGCAGUGCUGAUGAUCUUGCAAAAAUUUCAAACACAUCAGUUUCAAAGCUGAAUUUGGGUAUGGACUUAUUUUCCUUAAAGGAGAAAACCAAAGAAGAGGGUACUGCAAGUCCAGGUGCAGAAACAAGUGCAGAGUCACUUCAUGCUCAGAAUUAUGAUCAAGAGUGCAAUAUUCAGCUCCCAGUUUGCUUUGCAGGAAAAAUUGAAGAGUUUGCCCAUGCUUGUUCUCUAUCACAAGAGGUGCCUGAAGAGACUGUGAAGACAACUGCUCUUGGGCACUUGACUGGUGAUGAUGUGCAUGAAAAUAGUACUGGUACAUGCCAUAGUGAGAACUCUCAUGCUAGUGCUAUUGAGAAUGGGAAGGCUAACAAUAAGAGCUUUACUGCAAACUUUUCCAGUUCAAUAUGUAAGAAGGUUAAUUUUGAAGAAAGCAACGAGGAAAAGUGUCACUCUGGCAGUGGCAUUGAUGAAGGUUGUGCCAUAGAAAAAGAAACUAUGGCAGCAUGGAAAAACCCUCUCCAGGAACUGGCAACUUCAGGCAAUUCAGUUCCAGGUGGAUCUGUAGCAUUUGAUGUGGCUUAUAUGGAAAACCAAGACUCCUCCAUGCAACAUAUUGGCUCUGCUUAUUCUGGUCAAAAGACCCUUGAAGAAAAUUUUGCCAAGAGAAGAAAAUAUUGUGAAGAGGCUAGCAAUCAACUACUUGAGAGCAAUUUGUUGAUGUCUUCUGAAUUGAAGGUUGUAUUUAGCUAUGCAAAAGCGAUUUUUGCAAAUAAUAAUGCAAUCAUUGGUGGUUGUUGUGGAAAGAUGACACAAGUCAUAUUGCAGGAUAUACCGGAAUAUUUCCCAAGGUUUCUACUUUAUGAGAGUCCUUUGGAUAUGUUUAAGUCAUAUAGUGUCUACUCCAACCUUAUUGCUGCUGAUGGAACCCCUGACAAAUCGAUUACUUGCAGUCAUGUUAUUAAUCCCUUCUGGCCGCUUUGCAAGUUUGAGCACCGUGGGAAAUGCAAUAAUGAGGAAUGUCCAUGGCAGCAUGCUAGAGACUACAAUCUAAAUCCUCCACAAUUUGCUGAGCAUUUGAAGUACUGUAAUACUGAAAUGGAUAGUUCAGCUAGAAAUUGUGUAAGUCGUGGAAAUCAAGAUUCAGAUGUAUGCUUUGAGAUACAAACAAAAGAGGCGAUCACUAGGGGCUUCAAAUUUCACUUUGCACUAACUGCUGGAAAUUCUGUACUUCAACAAGGCUUUUCAUGUCGUAUCAUCAGCAAUUACGGACUGACAGUACCAGUAUAUCGAAUUGGAUCACAUCUUAUAAAAGCAGAUGUCCCAAUGGUGGGUGCCUUGAUAGCACAGAGCACUUGGCGUUUUUGGAAAUUGGGUUUUUGCCAAUCCUUCGCUAUUCCAUUUGCCAAUCAAAGACUUCUACUUCCAGACAUGGCAUGUUUGCACAGUGUAGCAGUUAGAGAGUGGAUGCUUGGCAAUAACAGUCGACUGCCCACUUGUUUGUAUAGUUCGAGUGUGAAUCCAGAUGAUACAAAGGCUUGGAAGCAUCUUUUCCGAGGACUUGAGAAUGUAGAAUGCUGGUUGGAGUUGGCAAUUGAUUCAAUGAACUUCGACAGCAAUAUUGAUAAAUUGGAUGGCAGGAAAAAAGCAUUGUGUGUGCUAUCACGAGCAAUUGAGGCCAAUCCAAAUUCUGUAGCUCUAUGGGUGGUGUACCUUCAUAUUUUCUACAGGAAGGAAAAAGUGAUUGGCAAGGAUGAUAUGUUCUAUCAUGCGGUGCAGCACAACGAAGGAUCAUAUGAACUUUGGCUUCUUUUUAUAAACAGUCGUCUUCAAAUGGACCAGAGAUUGGAAGCUUACCAAAAUGCAAUAUCUGCAUUAUGUUUGAAAGCUUGUGCCAGUGAAAUGCAAGAUAAAUCUAGUAGUUCAUAUGUGCUGGAUUUAGUCUUGCAGAUGCUUAAUUUUCUCUCACUUUCUGGGUAUAAGGAGAAAGCUAUGACAUGGAUCGAUGAACUAUCCUGUUCAACUGAAGGCUUUAACAAGAAUGAACAGUCUGAUUUUAGCAGUGUCUUUACUGUGCUGUCAUGUUUGACGAAGAAGGAUGCUUGUGUUCUUUGGGUCAGCUGUACAUAUUACAGAGUGUAUGGAGAACUUCCUAAAGCUAUCCUGGGGCGGCUUGAAUUUGAGCAAAAUUUACCAUUUGAUGUUGAGUGGCAGAGUCGUAAGAUUUCAGAAACAGUGAUUGCUUGUAUCUUGAAAAUGAUGGAUAAUGCAGUUUCUAAUCUCAAUGGUUGUCAUGAUCACAGUUCUCAGUCAUGGAAGAAUGAUGGCAAUUCUCUUCUACCAGCACAUGCAUUGGUUAUCAACCACGUCAAAUGUGUGUUAGCAAUUGAAGGAUUAGGGAGUGCACGUAAACUGUGUUUACAGUAUAGAGAGCUAUAUCCAUUCUGUAUUGAACUUCUUCUCAUCUCUUCUUCCAUUGAAUCACAUAGUGGGAAUGACAGAGCAGGCAUUGCAUUCUUUGAUGAGUCACUAUCUAAUUGGCCAGAAAGCAAACCUGGUAUUCAGCGUUUCUGGAAUCAGUAUGUUGGUUAUGUGCUAGAGUCAAAAGGAGCCGACUCUGCCAAGAACAUAAUUGACAAAUGGUAUUUUUAUAUGGAUCAACAUAAAAUGUUAGACAGAAUUAUUUCCUUAAGAGACAUAGACUAUCUUACAUGCUCUCCUCUAGGGCAUGCAGUGGGCAAGCAGGAAGUUGAAGAAUAUAAGGACAGGAAGAAAAAAGAUCAUGAUUUUUUUUCAGAAACAGAGGUGGAUAGGAGGAGUUGGUGCCAGGAUGUGAUGUUUGCGCUACUCAAUCUUGCAAUAUAUAGAUUCCUCAAUAAUGAUCCCCAAAAAGCUCAAUCUGCUGUAGACCAAGCACUGAAAGUUGCUUUAGAUGAUGGAGAUGUUAAGCAAUGUAUCAAAGAAUGUGCUGCAUUAGCUUUAUUUGGUGUUCCCGAUGAAUCAGAGCCAAUGAAGAAUGGCUUUGAUACCAGAAUGCUUCAAUUAUUUGACAAGUGCUUCCUUCGAUACCAGUUAUUUCCUCUUCCUAAGCCAUUGUCGCGAGCUUUCACUGAAAGCAUCAAAAAGCCGAAAAUCCGAAUUUUUAUUGAGAAUCUUUUGGGUCCUAUACCUGUAGAUUGUUCACUUUUGAAUUCAAUUCUAGAAAUUUGGCAUGGCCCAUCUCUUCUACCUGAACAUUUUGGUGCAUUCAAGGACUUAGUCGAUUUUAUCGAAGCUCUUCUUGAACUUGCACCAGCAAAUUUUAAGUUGGUUCUCUCUAUAUGUAGGAUGGUAGUUCAGAGAUGCAAUUCACAGAGCAUUUCAUCUGUGGCUGCCCUUUUCUGGGCAAGUUCACUUUUAAUCAACUCUAUAUUUCAAUCAUUCCCCAUAGCCCCAGAAAAUGCCUGGUUAGAAGUAGUAAAUUUCCUAGAGCUUUUAGAUGUUGAUGUUAUCCUUGAAGAGUUUUACCAGCAGGCUUUGUCUGUUCACCCUUUCUCUGUUGCUUUAUGGCAUUCUUUCCUCAACUUCCGUCGGGGUUCUGAAAAUCUAGCAGGAGUGGUUGAAACUGCAAAGGAGCGGGGCAUCAACAUUGAUUGAAUGGAUUUAAUAAUUUUCAUUUGAGAAAAGAAAAGGUUUAUUUCAUGUGCCUUUAUCUUCAAAUGAGAAGACAUACCUGAAAGUCAAAGAUCGGCAGAAGUUCUACUUGUAUCUUUAAUUUGUACCUGGAAAUGUCUUGACAUGGAGGUGCAUGGAACCGGUAUAGUACAUUUAAUUUCUUUGGAAUUUAAACAAAGAAGGUAUGUUGGCAUGAAGGUUGUAUAUUCUGUUCUGUACAGCAAUAAGGAUGCUACCUAACCGUGGUCACUUACUACCUUUCUAGCUUGCCUACCAGUGUUGAUGUUGAAAAAAGUGUAACCUAACACAUUUUUCUUUUCAUUCUCUCAUUUUUAUAGAUAAGGAUGUGACGGUGCUUCUGAAUUAACUAAAGAAGUAUGUCACGUCAAGAAUAUUUAUCCUGUAUGAGUACUCAAUUGAAGCAGACUGCUCUAUCCAGUGAUACUGCAAAAUUCUUCAUUAGGUGAGUUAUAAUCUUCACUUGGCAUCUGUAAAGUUUGGAUAGUUUGGUGCAUAUUUACUGUCCUUGAAUUUUCCUUUCAUAUUGUCUAUAUGCUAUAUAGUACCCCGUGUUUGGAUAAUUGCAUUUUUAACCUGUUCGCUUCUUUUUGUGUUAUUGGUGUAUUACUAGCACCAUGUUGUGCAGGAAUUUGGAGGCUGUUGUGGAUUCAUUUCAAGUUUUGACUGGGACUCGCGGAUUUUGUUGAGCUGUUAGACAUUAAAUCUUGUUUGGCAAUCCAAGCAGGAGCUCAUUUGGAUUAACUAUGAAUAGGGAUCUUAUAAUUUGUAUUAUAUGUCUUAUAACUGUUUUGUUCAUGCUGAUGGAGAUGGUUGAGUAGUGGCAAGAUAGACUGGUAUACCACGGGGGCUGCUAGCAAGCUAGUUUCAGAGAAUUUUGUUGACCUUGUUAGGUGAUGGUCCUUGUGGACCCUUUUUUCUCUCGUUCUUUGAACGUCCGGUUCAGUGUCAAAAAACUUUUGACAGGAAAAAUGUUUCUUAAAACAAACCGGAGAGGUUGUGUAAAAGUCCAAAUUGAAAAGACAUUACGUCCAAUGGGAAAAGGUAUUUCAAUA
Cryptomeria japonica (Japanese cedar) is the source of this 7756-nucleotide messenger RNA. RefSeq lists its product as uncharacterized. Lineage: Eukaryota; Viridiplantae; Streptophyta; Pinopsida; Cupressales; Cupressaceae. The record is from RefSeq and is a predicted model, not a curated record. Gene Ontology annotation, molecular function: protein binding. Bases 117 to 6665 code for a protein of 2182 amino acids. The transcript is spliced from 11 exons. Gene Ontology annotation, cellular component: exosome (RNase complex); nucleus.